CCUUUCACAUGUUUUAUGCCCUAUAAUUGUUCUUCAUUUCACCACACCAACUCAUACACUACUCAACAUUCGGAUCAUAAACUCACCAAUCUCCACAAAUAUAUAUUUUAAAGAGACUUUGAACCCUCUUUCUGACCAAGUCACCCAUUAUUGUACUUAUAUAGCAUCAAUAUUCUAAACAAAGAGGUUAAUUAAGUUGAAUUUAGUGGGGAGAAUAAAUGGACAGCCUUUAUGGUCUUUUGGCUGAUAUUUCAAAAGAUUUGGUGUGUAAGGGUCUCAAUCAAUUACAAUACUCCUUGUGCUUUAAUGGUUUUGUUAAAGAGCUUGAAGAAGAAGAAAACAACUUGACCGAAACAAGAGAGAAUGUAGAAAGACGUGUCACAGAUGCUCGGAGACAAACCUCAAAGACUAGUGAAGUUAUUGAUAAAUGGUUGGAGAAUGCAAAGAUUGAUUCAGAAUAUGUGAAUCGUUUGUUGAGAGAGGCAAAUGCCAGAAAAAGUUGUUUUUUUGGGUACUGUCCAAAUUGGAUUUGGCGAUACCGUUUAGGAAAAAAGUUGGCAAAUAAAAAGGCAGAGCUUGAAAAGAUCAUUCAAGAAGGUAGACAAUAUAUACAACUUGAACGCAUUGCCUCAAUUCCUUCAAACACUUUUGAUAUUCUCACAGAAAAAAGUAUGAAUUUUGGGAGUAGAAAAUAUGCUUAUGAUCAAGUAAUGAAAGCAUUGAAAUAUGAUGGGGUUGGCACGAUUGGAUUGUAUGGAAUGGGGGGUUGUGGUAAAACCACAUUAGCAAUGGAAGUUAAGAAGAUAGCAGAAGCUGGGCAUCUUUUUGACAAAGUUAUUUUUGUGUCUGUGUCUAGUACAGUAGCAAUUCCCAGGAUUCAAGAAAAAAUUGCAAGUUCAUUGCAGUAUACAUUUCCAGAAAACCAAGAAAUGGAAAGAGCCCAACGCUUGUUCAUGAGAUUAACACAGGAAAAAAAUAUUCUUAUUAUUUUAGAUGAUGUGUGGGAGAAAAUUGAUUUUGGUCGCAUAGGGAUUCCCUCAUCUGAACACCAUAAAGGCUGCAAGAUUCUGAUUACCACUAGAUUGGAAGAAGUUUGUACUUUAAUGGAUUGUCAAAAAAUAAUUUAUCUACCAAUCUUAACUGAUGAAGAAGCAUGGGCUCUCUUCCAAAACAAAGCACUUAUAUCUAAAGACACCCCUAAAACCAUCAGGGAUUUGGCAAUAUCAAUUUCUAAUGAAUGUAAAGGAUUGCCUGUUGCCAUUGUAGCUGUUGCCAGUAGCUUGAAGGAAAAACAAAAGGACGUAUGGCGUUCUGCUUUGAAUAAAUUGAAAAGUUCUAAGCCGAUCAAUAUUGGAAAAGGUUUGCAAGAUCCCUAUAAGUGUUUACAGUUAAGCUACGAUAAUCUAGACACUAAAGAAGCUAAAUCACUUUUAUUGUUGUGCUCUGCAUUCCCUGAAGAUUAUGAGAUUCCAAUCGAAGGUUUAAUAAGAUGUGCAAUUGGAUUAGGUGUGGUUGAUGGAUUUGACACGUACGAAGAAGCAAGGACUGAAGUGACUGCAACCAAGAUUAAGCUUGUAAGUUCUUGUUUGUUGUUGGAUGUAGGUGAUAAACAUGUCAAAAUGCAUGACUUGGUUCGUGAUGUAGCCCAAUGGAUAGCAAAGAAUGAGAAUAAGGUCAUCAAGUGUGAACUAGAAAAAGAUGUAACUUUGGAGCAUGGUUCAAUGAGAUAUCUAUGGUGUGUGAAAUUUCCAAAUGAUAUGGAUUGUUCCAAUCUUGAGUUUUUAAGCAUACAAACAAAAUUCGAAGUAUCUGAUGCAAUUUUUGAAAAAAUGGAAAAACUUAGAGUUUUGAUUGUUAGUAAUCAAAAUUAUAACAACGAGCUGCAGUUGUCAACCAUGUCUUUCAAAACAUUACAAAAUCUUCGUUGUUUAGUCCUUCAGUAUUGGAAAUUGAGUGACAUCUCCUUUGUAAGAUAUAUGAAGAAACUUCAAAGUCUUUCACUUCGUCGAUGUUCAUUGCCUUCAUUCCUUGAACUAGAAACCGAUGUUGGAGUUACACAACUUUCAAACUUGAAAUUGUUAGAGUUUAGUAAAUGUGACAUUGAAAGGAAGAACUUUGAAGAGAUCAAACUAAUCCCAUCUCUAGAGGAAUUGUAUAUCUUAGAAAAGGACUGGAAUGGAAACGUUGAAUUAUUUAGUGUCCUCCCCGAAACAUUAAAAAGGUAUGGAAUUGUGUUAGGAUACAAUGAACUCAGUUAUUACUCUCCACAAGAUGAGUUUUGCUCUUAUCAUGCAACUUUAGCGCUUAGUCAUUUUGACAUAUCAAAUGAGAUUAUUAUGCGUAUGGCCAAAAGCGCAAAGGAGCUAAUGAUGGGAAACAUUGAGGGAGGUGCAAAAAAUAUCGUACCUGAUAUAUUUCAAAUUGGAGCAAGUAUGAGUGAGUUGAAUCAACUAAAGAUACAAAGUUCUGAAAUAGAGUGUUUGAUUGACACUAGCAAUCAUUUGAAUAAGGUGGGAAAUCUCUUCUCCGAAUUGUGUAGCUUGACAAUAGCAUAUAUGCAGUGUUUAAGGGCUUUAUGGCAUGGUUGUGUACCUGUCGAUGGAUCUUUUGAAAAAUUAGAGAUCCUAUCUAUAGAAUAUUGUCCUAAGUUGACAUCUCUCUUCACAUAUGACAUGGCUCGAGGUUUGGUGCACUUGAAAUCAUUAAAAAUAUACUGUUGUGAUAUAUUGAAGCAUAUAGUAACAAAUGAUGACAAAACGAUGAAGAGUGAAGAUGAAUUCGCAAUUGGGCAUUUCGAGCAUUCCAAAAUUUUCCAAAAUCUUGAGGAUUUGGAGGUGACUUAUUGUAGAGAAUUAAAAGAUGUAUUCUCUGCCGGUAUCAUAGGAGGCCUACCUCAAUUGAAAAGCCUUGGGAUACAAGAGUGCAAUAUGCUUGAACAAAUAAUUGGAGAUGUUGUUCCAUCAGCACACCAAGAUGAAAAAGAAGCAAAAGAUGAAAUUAUUGAGGAAAAUGAGCAUCAACAUUUUGAGUCUAACCAAUUGAUAUUUUCUUCCAAAAGCACUUCAACUCCAUCACCACCUAUUGUGAACCAUAGCUCAGGAUCGUUUUCUCUGUCCAGCCUUGCACUUCUUACGAUACGUUCAUGUCCAAUGUUGGAGUCAUUGUUUACGACUUCUGUAGCUAAGACCUUGACUUCAUUGGAGGAAUUGAACAUAGAUCAGUGUGAUGGUUUGAAGCAUAUAGUAACUCCUGCAAGAGUGAAAAGAAAUAAAAAGGAAAACAUGGUUGAAGAUGACCAUGAAUUUGAAAGUGACAUUUCAAUGUUCUCAAGUUUGAAAAGGGUAAGUAUUUCGAAUUGUGAGUCAUUGGAAUAUAUAUUCGGAAUGGCUUUUGUUGGAGGAGUAGUGAAUAUUGAGAACCAUUUGCAAACUCCACGCUUGAUGGAACAACAAGUGAGUUUAAAGUUAGAAUAUUUGUCGUUGGCAUAUCUACCUCGAAUGACUCAUAUUUGGGUGGCUACCAACAACUCAUUUGUCCUCCAACAUCUCUACUCAUUAUUCAUAACAAAAUGUCAAAAAUUGAAAGUAAUAUUUCCUUGGUCUAUGUUGAGAUCCCUUCCAGAGUUGGAUGAUCUAUAUGUAAGUGAAUGCGAUGAAUUAAGACAUGUCAUUGAAGAUUCCAAUAUCAUUGCUUAUUCUCCACGACCAUGCUUCCCCAAACUACAAUCAUUGCGUAUUCAACAAUGUCAUAAGUUGAAAUGUUUCACCUCUGUAUAUGUAUCCAAUGAUCUUUCCAACUUGAAGUUUCUACUCAUAGAGGGAGCCACUGCACUACAAGAGUUUAUUGGAUGUGAAUACGACAACACAGGAAACACCAAACUUCAACUUCCACAACUCCAACUUUUAAUAUUUAUGCAUCUUUCAAAUUUUAACCAAGAGACUAUAUUUUUAAAUGUCAAGUAUCGCAUUGUUCGCAACUGUCCAAAACUCUCCUUGACUUCAACAAUUACUCCUCAUGAGCUUCCACAAAAAACUUCCUUAUUAGAAGGUUUGGAAAACUCUGGAAUUUAUAGCUGGUAUAUUGAGUCAUUGAUGGAUGAAAUACAGAGAUUAGAUGAAGUUUCUAGAAGCAACAAUUCUACUGAGUUGCCUUCUUCACAGGAACUGGUUAAUGCGACUUCAAUAAAGUCAGAGGUGGAUGAAAAGUCUAAUCGUGUAACAUAUUCACAGGAGUUGGUGGAUGGAAAAUCAACGACUGGAUCAUACCUGACAGACCAACAAAAUCCACUUGGAGAAACCCAAAGUACCAUCAAAAUGAGCCAUGAAGAUCCACCUAUAUCUGAAAUUAAAUCAUCUUCUUCACAACUCAAUGAUGACAAUCAAUCUAUGUCGGAUAGCAGAGUUGAAAUGGUAGGUCAACAUAAGACAAUUGAAACAAAAACACUGGUGUCUGAAACACAAGAGUUCCAAAAAAUACACAGAAAAAGUGAAAUGACAUCAGUCCCACAAGCGAUGGACCAAAAUUUCUCACUCAUUUCUUCUCCAAACAUGACUCAGAGCACUGAUGAAACAGAGGCAAACAACAUUGGAAAAACUACGACAUCAGAUAAACUUUCAAUACCAACUUCUGUUUUAGAGAAUAUUGAGGAAAUAGGAAGACAAAGGAGCAGAGAUGGACCUGCAGCAGAGGGAACUACAAUUAAAACCUUGCCAAUUGGUGUAGAUAACAUUAGCUUGGGUAGUGGUGUUACAAUUCACAAGUCAAGCAGUGCAGAUAUACUUCCACAAGAUUCCCAAGUUGAAAAAGAUAAUGAGAUGCAUGAAGACAAGUCAGAAAUAGCACAAUAUAAAAAUAUCAAAAUCCAAGAAGGGGUGAGCUUGUUGGAUAAAACAAAGGAAAUAGGAAUUGUUUCAAAUAAUAGAGCUUCUGCAGAUACUCGUACAAGAUUGGAACAGUACAAACACUUCGUUGAUCUCAAUGAUUCACAAAUUUCUCUGCUAGUGGAAGCGAUAGAAGCAUAUCCUCAUCUCUGGAAUGCCUGUGAGAAGUUUAGUGAUCGCUUUCAAGCUUGGAUGUUGAAAACAUUGGCUGAUAUGUUGUUAUUCCUUCGAAGUGAAAGUGUUGGCAGCGUUAAUCCUGAGCGAGAAAAGGAGUUCCUUAAACUAUGUGAUGAAGCUGUUCAACUUGGAUUUGAGAGGUCGUGGGUUGAUGAUAUGCGUCAACGUGUUGUGACAAGGGAUCAUAAGUUGGACCAAGCAAAGACACGAAUUGGUGAGUUUGUUAAUAGACAUGAUCAUUUAACUCAGGAACUAGACAACAUAAAGAAAGAACUAAGGAUUCUUAAUGACUUUGUUGAAGCUCAGACAAAAUGUUUCGACUUUCUCUGAUUUGGAAGUUCUAGUCAAACACUUUGGUUUUAUGUAUUUUAUGUUUCUCCUUAGACAUACAUUUAGUCUUAUUUGCGAUUCUUCUAAGAAUGACUCAGUUUCUGAAUGCACUGUUAUAUGGGGUGUAUAAAGCAAGAUGUUUAUGUUUAUUAUGUUGCAUUUACCGUGCAAGCCUCUAAUUCUUUCAGAUGCUAGUUAAUUUUUUUAGAUGAUUGAUCUAAGAAAAAUCUCAAUCCGUAGAAGACUUGUUCAAAACAUACAACGAGGCCCAUACUAAACUACCCCUAAAACACCCAGUCAGAAACACAAAAAAUCUCAAAAACAGAAGAGAAGAGUUACAUUUAAUC
Vigna unguiculata (cowpea) is the source of this 5734-nucleotide messenger RNA. RefSeq lists its product as uncharacterized. Gene Ontology annotation, molecular function: ADP binding. Lineage: Eukaryota; Viridiplantae; Streptophyta; Magnoliopsida; Fabales; Fabaceae. The record is from RefSeq and is a predicted model, not a curated record.